AUGUCCCAUCCAGGUUGUACGUCGAGCACUACAUCAUUGUGGGAUUGCGAAGGAUUUCUGAAUGAGAAUGUGAUACAGCUAAGUGAAAAUCUGUGCCAAGGUGAGGACGACAUUGGGAUUCGUUGCUGGGGACCCCCUUCAUUUCCCGGUUGGCAAAAACACUGGAAAGGCCUGCAAAUUCUGUCUUCGCCUUUCACUUUUGUGAGUUCAGACCCGGAUUUGGUUUCUGUCCAUCGGGAAUCAAUCAGCAGACUCGAAUUUUUGGAUAUCCUGUAUGCUGGAUAUGAUGGGUCAACGAAGAAUACGACAGCAGCUAUCUGGAUUGAAGGAGUCCCACCGAUAAUGAAUGGCCUUCGAGUUGAGAACAGUGCUCGAGACGCUAUCCACAUCGAGCAGCCGAGUGGGCCGGUUUUCAUCGCCAAUUCAACGAUUAUUAAUAAUAGAGGUCAUGGAAUAGCAAUAAGUAAUAGCAGUGAUGGGCGAGUGUAUAUUAACAUGACAACCAUUGCAAAUAAUUUCGGGGACGGUAUUCACUAUCGUGAGCAAUUUGGAGCAUUCUGGCACCUCACUUCAUCUGGUUAG
Messenger RNA from Gongylonema pulchrum, 582 nucleotides. Lineage: Eukaryota; Metazoa; Nematoda; Chromadorea; Rhabditida; Gongylonematidae. The record is from the annotation of a GenBank genome assembly.